AUGAAAACUCUCCUUCUCCUGGCUGCACUUUGCAUCGGAGCUUAUGCUCAAUUCUCUUCCAAUGGACAAACUGCUAUCGUUAAUGUCCACAAUACUCUUCGAUCAUCGAUUGCCAAGGGCACGUACGUGGCAAAGGGAACUAAAAAGGCAGCUGGAAGCAACAUGCUCAAAAUGAAAUGGGACGCGACUAUUGCCACUUCAGCACAAACCUAUGCUAACUCGUGCCCAUCUGGACACUCUGGAGCAGCAGGACUUGGAGAGAAUCUUUAUUAUUAUUGGACCACUGGAACUGUUUCGAAUCUUGAUUCAUUCGGAGCAACUGCUUCAGCUGCAUGGGAGAAAGAAUUCCAAGAUUUCGGAUGGCAGACUAAUCUUCUCGAUUUGACUUUGUUCAAGACUGGAAUUGGGCAUGCCACUCAAAUGGCUUGGGCUAAGACAAACUUGAUUGGAUGCGGAGUUAAGAAUUGUGGACCUGAUGCAUCUAAGAGAGGAAUGACUAGAGUUAUCGUUGUUUGUCAAUACAAACCACAAGGAAACUUCUUGAACCAGAACAUCUACACAUCUGGAGCCACUUGUUCUGCAUGUCCAACUGGAACUAAAUGCGAGACUGCUACUGGACUCUGCGCUUAA
Messenger RNA from Caenorhabditis remanei, 630 nucleotides. RefSeq lists its product as uncharacterized. NCBI's taxonomy places the organism in Eukaryota, Metazoa, Nematoda, Chromadorea, Rhabditida, Rhabditidae. Gene Ontology annotation, cellular component: extracellular region. The record is from RefSeq and is a predicted model, not a curated record. The transcript has 4 exons. The coding region runs from base 1 to 630 and encodes 209 amino acids.